AUUUCUGCUUUCCAUUCCGAUCCUGAGAAAUCAGAUUUGACACUUUGCCAUGUCAGUAUCUCUUAACAUUUGCGCAACAUGUUUUUUCAGCCAGCACUAAGUCCUCCAGUUGACAAAAAAGAAAACCACUAAACCUGGAAGCAGCAUGGAUACACAGUUCGUCUACGACCUUUUAGGGGAAAAUGUUUGGUUGUACAUCAGCGGCACCCUCGUGGCUCUAUGGAUUCUCGUGUGGCUGUACAGAGACAGCCUAGAGAUCGAGGACAUCACGGAUAAGUACGUCUUUGUGACCGGCUGCGACUCUGGGUUUGGAAACCUGCUGUGUAAGAAGCUCGAUCGCAAAGGUUUCCGCGUGCUGGCCGGCUGUCUCACAGAAAAGGGGGCCGAUGACCUGAAGAGGGUGGCGGGGCCUUAUUUGAAGACCGUCCUGCUGGAUGUGACCAGUCUGGAUAGCGUCCAGAAAGCCAUGGAGUGGACCAAGAAGGAGGUCGGCGAGAAAGGACUUUGGGGUGUUGUGAACAACGCCGGACGCUCUUUACCCAUGGGCCCUUCAGAGUGGAUGAAGGUGGAGGAUUACCACAGCACGCUGAAAGUCAACAUGAACGGAGUGAUUGCCAUGACGAUGACCUUCCUGCCCCUCAUCAAAAAGGCACGAGGCCGCAUCGUGAACGUCGCAUCAGUGCUGGGCAGGGUGGCAGCGAACGGCGGUGGAUAUUGCAUCUCCAAGUUUGCGGUGGAGUCUUUCUCCGACUGCCUCAGGAGGGAUAUAAGCUACUUUGGAAUUAACGUGUGCAUCAUUGAGCCGGGCUUCUUCAAGACCGCAGUGACGAGCCUCGAUCCCAUCGAGAGGGAGCUGCAUCGCCUGUGGGACCAGCUCACCCCUGAGGUGCAAGCCAGCUAUGGAGACAAGUACCUUGAUAAGUACAUCAAGGUCCAGCGUUUGAUCAUGGGUGCUGUCUGCGACUCUGACCUCAGCAAAGUGACUAACUGCAUGGAGCACGCUCUGACGGCUGCCUACCCACGCACCAGAUACAGUGCCGGCUGGGAUGCCAAGCUUAUCUGGAUCCCCCUGUCUUACAUGCCGUCCUGUGUGGUUGAUAUUGGGCUGAAGCUGGUGCUGCCUCGCCCUUCAAAGAGCGUGUAGCUCGCGAUGUCUUUGAAGAACUGUCUUCAAAGUUAUCAGCCUUUAUGUGUCAUUUUGAUGCCGUACAGAGUGUGACUCAAAGAAGUAAAUCUUUUGCCUUUCAAAAAACCCAUACUCCUUAUCGACACUGGCCAUGCAGUGAUCUGAUGUUGCAAUGAUUAUAUUUAAAGGUGCAUAAUCUGCCACGUGAAUGAAUUUUUUUCUUGUCUGACGUCUGCUUGAGAUAGAGACAGAAAAUAACGAAACUGUAUUGUACAAUUGACUGUUUCUUUGCCUGACUGUGCCUUUUGACACUGUUAUUUAUGUUCCUUGGGGCGAAUGCUGUUAACCCUCAGAGGCUAAAUAAACAAGAUUUUACUAUCAAUAAACAGUCCUCAGAUUUCAAAGGU
This is a messenger RNA of Acanthopagrus latus (yellowfin seabream), 1533 nucleotides long. RefSeq names its product retinol dehydrogenase 5 (11-cis/9-cis) (gene rdh5). Gene Ontology annotation, molecular function: oxidoreductase activity. The record is from RefSeq and is a predicted model, not a curated record. Lineage: Eukaryota; Metazoa; Chordata; Actinopteri; Spariformes; Sparidae. Bases 146 to 1144 code for a protein of 332 amino acids. The transcript has 5 exons.